Messenger RNA from Trachemys scripta elegans, 1980 nucleotides. It is a transcript of the gene PAX1, whose product is annotated as paired box 1. Gene Ontology annotation, biological process: anatomical structure development; regulation of transcription by RNA polymerase II. The record is from RefSeq and is a predicted model, not a curated record. The coding region runs from base 323 to 1405 and encodes 360 amino acids. The transcript is spliced from 5 exons. Lineage: Eukaryota; Metazoa; Chordata; Testudines; Emydidae. Gene Ontology annotation, molecular function: DNA-binding transcription factor activity, RNA polymerase II-specific; RNA polymerase II cis-regulatory region sequence-specific DNA binding.
CUCCGGCGUGACCACCGAGAUUGACGUGGAAGACACGUCAAAUUGAUCUGAGCAAACGGCAGGCUCCUGGACGGGCUAAUUUCCCCCCGAUCGGAUGAAGAUCACUUUGGGCGUGAGUCCCCGGCCGCCUUUGAAAGUGUUCCGGGAGCAGCAGAGAGACGGGGGCCCGGAGCAAGGGCAGCCCGCCCUGUCUCCUGGGGAGCCUGGCUGCUGCUCGCAGGCAGCCCCCCUCUAUGCAUCCGCGCCUGCCCCGGGGAAGACGGAGCCUCCGGCGGGGCGAGCGAGCAGCUGAUCGCGCAAGGCGCGCGUCUCUUUGCGGGCGAUGGAGCAAACCUACGGCGAAGUGAACCAGCUGGGAGGCGUCUUUGUCAACGGGAGACCCCUGCCCAACGCCAUCCGCUUGAGGAUCGUGGAGUUGGCCCAGCUCGGGAUCCGACCCUGCGACAUCAGUCGCCAGCUGCGGGUCUCUCACGGCUGCGUGAGUAAAAUCUUGGCCCGCUACAACGAGACGGGCUCCAUCCUACCCGGAGCCAUCGGCGGGAGCAAGCCGCGGGUCACCACCCCCAACGUGGUCAAGCACAUCCGAGACUACAAGCAAGGCGACCCGGGGAUCUUCGCGUGGGAGAUCCGGGACCGGCUGCUGGCGGACGGGGUGUGUGACAAGUACAACGUGCCCUCCGUCAGCUCCAUCAGCAGGAUUUUAAGGAACAAAAUCGGGAACCUCUCCCAGCCCUACGAUAGCACCAAGCAGCCUCCCCCGCAGCCAACGCUGCCUUAUAACCACAUUUACCAGUACCCCUACCCCAACCCCAUGGCCUCCUCUGGGACCAAAAUGGGUCACCAUCCGGGCGUGCCGGUCACCGCUGGACAUGUCAGUAUCCCCAGAUCCUGGCCCUCGGCGCAUUCAGUCAGCAACAUCCUAGGUAUCCGAACCUUCAUGGAGCAAACAGGGCCUCUGGCUGGGACAGAGGGGUCUGCCUACCCCCCCAAAAUGGAAGACUGGCCCAGUGUGAACAGAACGGCCUUCCCUCCCGCCCAGGCAGUCAAUGGGAUUGAUAAAGCUGCAAUAGAAGCGGACAUUAAGUACCCUCAGCCUGCCCCUGGCCUUUCCACCGUCGGCAGCUUCCUCCCAGCCUGCGCCUACCCCUCUUCCAACCAGCACGGAGUUUAUGCUGGCUCCGGGGCGGGCUACAUCACCCCCGGGCACCACUGGCAGGCGCAAAGCAGCCCCCUGGCUCACCACGGGCCCGGAGUGACGCUCCCCGGAGGAGAGCUGGGCACCGCCAUGGCCUUCAAGCAUCCCGCCCGAGAAGUUGUGGACAGAAAACCUUCCAGUCCCGUAGGCAAACCUCAAGAAACCCUAAAUAACAUACAUGGACUUUCUAUCCCCGCCUCAUCUUCCUAGAGCUUGCAAUGAAUCAUCGGAGAGAGGGAGAGUUUUGGAUCAAACACCGGCAACUUCGAAAAUGAAACAGAACCUAAAAGCACAACUGCAUUCAAAGAGGCGCCUCUGGAGAGGAAGAGACUGUGUUUGAAACAAGCCCAGGCAAUAAAAAGAGACAAUGACUUUUUAAUGCACAAGUGAAUGAGAUCUGGACAUUCAUUGACCCUGUGCCUUGAGUGAGUGAUUUCCUCAGUUAAGUUGGAAGGUGGUAAUGGGAGAGAAUCAUUUUCUUUCUUUCUUUCUUUUUUUCUUUCUUUCUUUCACACAAGAGAUCUCUGGAUAUAUAGCAGUCACAGAUUUUUCACUAGAUCUACCACCACUGUUCAUUGCUUAUGAUGCCAUAGACUUUAUCCUGUCACUCUGAUGUGCAUUUACUCUAGAGAGGAUUCAUUCAGUGUCUCCAAGGCCUUAGCCCAAGGAUCUGUGCUCUGAACCGGUUUCUGCCCAUGGAUAAUGUCUCUCUCCCAGAGUGUAAAUGGACAAAUACGCAGCAACAUUAUGAUCUAUUUUUAUAAUAACAAACCUUAAUAAAAAGU